Molecule: messenger RNA, 501 nt
Organism: Ostreococcus tauri
Lineage: Eukaryota; Viridiplantae; Chlorophyta; Mamiellophyceae; Mamiellales; Bathycoccaceae
Product: unnamed product
Exons: 1
Coding region: 1-501 (166 amino acids)
Source: RefSeq, a predicted model, not a curated record
AUGUCGUCCACCGCGUCUCGGGCGCACGUGCGACGGAAUUCGUCGUUACAAGACGUCCGAGCCUUUGUCGCCCACUUCCCAGCCCACCUGAGCUGGCGCGCCGAGCGCGAGUCAUUCAGACACGAAGCGCUGCAGUACGCGCUGUGGAUCCCGUUCGCCGUGGUGGCGAAAUACUUUGGAUUCCGAACCAUCUCGUACUUGUUCGCGACGUGGUUCACCUUGGGAGAGGCGAUGUUGGUGUACACGCACGCGAGGCAUCGAAAGGUGCUCCGAGCGCUUCGGUGGUGGCACAUUUUGUUGGUCAUCGGGUGCGCGGUGGGCGUCGCGGGGGCGCCGUUGGUGGGGACGUUUGGACGGUUCGUGAUGGAUUACGUCUUCUGGGGGGUCGUCGCGAUGGCGUGCGUGUUCCCCAUGGUGCCAAAGACGUUCAGGGCGGACGUUCCGGAUAUGAUUUACUCUCUCGGGUUUUUAAGACGGAAGACGGAGAGCGACGGCGAGUGA